This is a messenger RNA of Aspergillus tanneri, 846 nucleotides long. RefSeq lists its product as uncharacterized. The transcript has a single exon. Gene Ontology annotation, cellular component: nucleus; cytoplasm. Bases 1 to 846 code for a protein of 281 amino acids. Lineage: Eukaryota; Fungi; Ascomycota; Eurotiomycetes; Eurotiales; Aspergillaceae. Gene Ontology annotation, biological process: secondary metabolite biosynthetic process. The record is from RefSeq and is a predicted model, not a curated record.
AUGACCCGAUGCCUCCACCAUACCUCUCAAGAUGAGAGCACGCUUCGUCUCCCGCGAAUCCUCUGCCUUCAUGGAGGCGGUACUAAUGCCCGCAUUUUCCGCGCCCAAUGUCGCGCCCUUGAAAAAGCCCUCCGUCCAUGGUUUCGACUGUGCUAUGCCGAGGCACCAUUUCCAUACCAUCCUGGCCCUGAUGUCACGGCUGUAUAUCACACCUUUGGGCCUUUCCGCGCGUGGAUUGAUUCCACAAACUUGGCUCCGCUAACUAUGGCCGAAUCGCUGCAAAAGUCAAUCUUCCAGGCGAUUAUGAAAGAUAACGGUAAUGGCGCAACAGGACCUGUAGUGGGUCUGCUUGGAUUCAGCCAAGGCGCGAAGAUGUGCGCCAGUCUGAUUUUGGAACAACAGCUCCUUGAUCAAGGGAUGAAUAGUCAACUCUCUGGUCCCCUUCCGCGAUUCCGUUUCGCCAUUCUACUGGCGGCGCGGGGCCCCCUAGUGACCCUGUCACCUUUGUCAGUGCAAGCAGAUAUUAUGCAGAAGAUGGGUCGUAUGUGCGUGCAUGAUAACUCUGUUUGUAUUCAUUGCGAAAGUGGUGAAACGAACUUGGUCCUCACACGGGAGCUCAUUCGGAUCCCCACGGUUCAUGUACAUGGCCGACAGGAUCCAUCGUUAGACCGACAUCGAAAAUUUUUGUACGAGAAUUUCGAUCCGCGAUAUGCUAGGGUGAUGGAGUGGGACGGCGCGCAUCGAGUACCGCUCAAGUCAAAAGACGUGGGGGCGUUGGUACAAGAGAUCAAUUCACUGUGGGUAUCCAUCUUGCUCCAACAGCCAAGGAUUGCACCCGAUGCUUGA